Messenger RNA from Monascus purpureus, 1727 nucleotides. The record is from the annotation of a GenBank genome assembly. Lineage: Eukaryota; Fungi; Ascomycota; Eurotiomycetes; Eurotiales; Aspergillaceae.
GGAACAGCCAACGAUGCAUCAACCUCCAUCCCAGUGGAAUCUGCCUGUCUAUCAGAAAUGAUACUACCAGAUCUGCUGGGGGAUCAAGAGUUCCCUGUCUGGCCGUCGGAGGUCCCUGGCUUGACGUUAGACGACUACUUCAUCGAGAACAGGAGCUAUCAUCCUCCUGUCCCAUGCAGCCAUUGCAGCAGGCUGGGACUAGCAUGCUUCAUUAUUCAAACGACCUCUGCCAAUCCCAACCCCGUCUCAUCAUGUUCCAGCUGCGUGGCGCUCUUCCGAGAAUGCAGUCUGGCCCGGGGAGAGAAGCGCCCGCCGUCGAACUUUGAAACUCCCCAGCCCGUCAUCGGUCAGUUGCACGGAGUCAACGAGGAGGGAACCGUGGCAGACAGCGUACAGGCACUGCCGUAUGAGCCUUCUCCAGUGAAUACCACAGCAAGAGCCUCCAACAGCAAAAAGGCCUGGUCCCGCUCGGUCAGAAAGACGCAAAUAUUGAGAAACUGGUUUGCGUGCCACCUCGAUCACCCGUAUCCCACUGAAGACGAAAAGUCGUCCCUUGCGCGACAGUCCAAAUUGACCAAGACGCAGGUCAGUUGUUGGUUGGCGAACGCCAGACGACGGUACCGGCAAUCCACGCGAGAUAUUUCCAAAGUUGUCUUCCCACAGGGAUCUCCUGUACCGCCGUCUCCCUUCUCCAACAUGACGCCGUUCGAGCGAUGGCGGAAUUCACCUCCUGAAGAUGAACCGGUCUCAAUGUCUACUAUCGAGAAAUCCCUGUCCAGCUUUCUAGGUGCUAACAAUGACCGUCUUGACGCUUUCGGUCCUGGAGACAUAGACUCGUGCAACUCGUCAUCGAGUAGAGAUCCAGAGAUCUACGCGUGCUCUGUGUUGGAGUAUACAUCGUCGAAUUCUGCAUCUUCCUGCUAUUCUUACCAGUUUUCCGCCCAUUCAAAUUUCCAGUCUCCAUCGCUGCAAAGCUCAGAUGAUGGGAAGUCAACUGUUCUGCCGUCACCAGUAACCAGACCCGUCAAGCGCUGCAUAUACCAAUGCACCUUCUGUCGGCGCACCUUCAAAAAGAAAUACGACUGGCUUCGACAUGAGAAAUCCAUCCACCUCCCCGGCCUAGAUUCAUGGGUUUGCGCAAUCCCAGUACCCGCAGACCAACCGCUAACUGUCUGGCGCGUUAAGCAAGGCAGCCCAGAAUGCCUCUUAUGCGGUCACAACUCGCCGACAGAGGAACAUAUGCAGUCGCAUGAGUUUGAGGCCUGCUCCGAACGCCCACUACAGGAACGAACCUUCCCUCGCAAGGAUCACCUGUGGCAACACUUGUACAAGUUCCAUGGCUGUCGGAAAUGGGCGGGCUGGAACCCGAACCUGAAUCUGCUCCAGCAGAGCCAAGAUGGGGUCCGGAGCUACUGUGGCUUCUGCUGGGAGACCUUUGACAGUUGGGACAAACGAGCGCGACAUCUGGCGUCGCAUUUUCAACAGGGGAUGACCAUAGAUCAGUGGGUGGGCGAUUGCGCGAUCUUUGAGCCGAUGGCAUCGAUGGUCCAGGCGAGGACAGCUCAUUCAUCUUCCUCGGGUACUUUAAUAGGACCACAUUCUAGAUAAUUGUCUAUGCAGAUAGUUCUGUUAUACUAGGUUACCGGACAGAGUUGCAGAAUUGCAGUACUGAACAAUACACCAUUAGAUUUAGCCCAAGAAGCUGAAUGGAAUGCAGUAUAUGAAAG